This is a messenger RNA of Pichia kudriavzevii, 1020 nucleotides long. RefSeq lists its product as uncharacterized. NCBI's taxonomy places the organism in Eukaryota, Fungi, Ascomycota, Pichiomycetes, Pichiales, Pichiaceae. Gene Ontology annotation, molecular function: mRNA 5'-diphosphatase activity. Gene Ontology annotation, biological process: nuclear-transcribed mRNA catabolic process; NAD-cap decapping. Gene Ontology annotation, cellular component: nucleus; cytosol. The coding region runs from base 1 to 1020 and encodes 339 amino acids. The record is from RefSeq and is a predicted model, not a curated record. The transcript has a single exon.
AUGGAGAUCCAACCUGAAUAUAACAAGCCGUCGAGAGGUUUACAAGGAUCAGAAAUAGCUUUUUUCUCGGAUUCAGCCGGUGAUGUUACACUUACAAAGGAUAAUCUGUAUACUUACAGCAUUCCUCCAGCGAAUUCGUCUCUCUGUCCCUUUGGGUUGAAUACCAAUCUCGGGUACAAAGGGUAUCAGCCCAAAGUGUAUAAACCUAGGGAAUCGACCCUUGGGAACUUUGAGAAGGCAUUGCUUGAGCUAGGAAGUAAGGCUAACGAAUACAAAGUCAUUGCUCCAUCGUCCUUUUUUCAGUAUGUUUCAACUUUAAAGACGUCGGAAUUUAACAUUAUAUAUAUUAACAGAAAAAUCAUCAUUGCCAACACAGAGACUAGAGCGGGACAAAAUCCUAAAAUGUCUUAUUCUGGGAUACGAUUUGAAGACCUGUUGUGUCAUGGAACUCGGAAGAAAACGCUUAACAACUACAAUUUAUAUCAAACGAUUAGGACGGUAUCUGUCAAUGGCAUCAAAUGUAUAUAUUGUGCAGAAGUUGAUGCGGUGAAUUCCAGUGGGGAAUACACCGAGAUUAAGAUGAUUUUAUGCCGAAAUAGCAUUCCCCAUGCUAAAACGACUAACAAGAGGAAUAUAUUGAAAAUGUUGCAUUCUGGGAAUAAAUACUUUGAUAGUUUUUUGUUGAGGCUAAUCACACAAUGUCAAUUUUCAGGUAUCAAUAAUGUAUUGAUUGGUGUGAGAGAUGCAUCAUUCAACAUUAGAAACAUCACUGAAUUCUCCGUUUCUGAUGACCUGUUACCAUUCUUUAAACACACAUACCCUGCACAUUAUCAAUUGUUUGAGUCGUCUAGCACAAACAUAAGUAACGUUAUGAAGAGAAUCAAGCAGCUCGUCGAUCAAAACAGACCUGUUUGGAAACUACAUAUUCGUAGUGGAGUCUAUACACUUGAAGAAGCAAAGCAGAAACAGGACAUCUUUGAUACGGUCCUGAUUCCUGAGUUCAAGAGGAUGCUAGUAUAA